CAGCCAUCUUGAAGGCUACUAAAUGUUAUAGUCGCGCAAACCCGUCUCAGGAUGCCUGCGACAGAGGAAGAAAUUGCUUGGUUCCGCUCUACAUUUCAUCCCAUCCCGAAGCCUGCCUUGCCUGAUGACUGCAUCGAAUACUCCCUGUACAUAACUUCACCUGCCCUAGAUGCAAGCCAUGACUCGGAACUGCGACUGCGAUUGCGGGAGGUACAGAAGUAUGCGACGGAACUUCAUCGACAGUAUCUGAAAGAUUAUAUCUGGCAGCGCCAAGGUUUCUCCCUGGAGCUGAACAAAGAGGAUGGUGAGGACUGAACUUCUUGCGCGGACAAACCGAAUAUGGCGACUCUGUGGAAGACGAAUGGGUCAUAGUCUGGCUUCUAAGGGAGCUGACAAAAAAGUUCAAUGACCUAUGGGUCAAAGUCACCGACAGCGAUGGCGAGUUCCUCCUCAUCGAAGCCUCCGGUACAUUGCCUUCCUGGCUUGAGCCAGAUGUUGCCGAAAACCGUGUUUGGAUCCAUGAUGGACAGUUGAAGGUCAUCAAGCCAGCGAGCGCCUCGAGAAGUUCAAAGCGAACAGAGGAGAAAUUGUCGCUUGCGCAAGCGCGGGAAAUCAUUCUGAACGAGCCGAAGAGGUUGAUGCACUCGAUCAGCAUGGAGGAAGAAGCAUUCUUUCGGCUGCGCAACUAUCCCGCUCAAAUCUCAGAAAACAUGCAUCAUGCCUUGAUAACGAUACCACGGAAACUUGCAUAUUUGCUUCAUCAAAAGCCGGCGUACAUUGCACCCGCAGUGGAAGCAUUCUACCUCAGAGAUCCUAUCGCGCUCAAACCACUCCAAAACAAAGACAACAAAGAUAAAUUGAUUUUCAUACCUCAAGAUUUUGUGACAGUGAGCGUCAAGUUCCCUCGCGUGGCAUAUGCGCAAGUAAAGUCACAGGAAUUCCCGGCACCUGCUGUCUUUGCGGACGCCAUGCCAUCAGGAACGGAUCCAAAGGCAUAUGUUCGCGCCGAAACCGGGAUGAAAGUCACUUGUGGAUUUGAAAUGCUAAUCUCGGACUCUCAGUAUCAAGAUCGACCUGCGGUGCGUGAAAUGAAGAUGCUCCUAGAUGAUCUUGAGUCUGGGGAUGAGGUGCUACCAUCGGAUACUGAAUUAGCAACGUGGAGUCACCAAGAGGAUGAUGAGAAGUGGCUCGAUAUCAGCUUCGACGAACUCGAGAAUGAGCUUGCUGGGCGCAAAGGGCACACCGGGGAUAGGGGCAAGAAGACCGGCUUUGGCGAUAAGGCAGCACAGGAGAAUCUACAAAGAAUAGUGAAGCAAUUUGAGGAGUUCUUGAAUGACGACAAUGCCGGUCCAGACGGCGCGGGCUUGUUCGGUGAAGGCAGUGAUGAUGGUGUUGAUGAUGACGAGCUCGACGAAGAUGAUGAUGAGUUUGACGACGAGGGCGAGGAUAAAGAGGCUAGCUUUGGUGAAGACGAAUUCAGCAAGAUGAUGCAGGAGAUGAUGGGCAUGCCACCGGAGGUGAUGAAGGAGAUUAUGAUGGGAGAACUUGGCCCGGGUGCCCAGGACCCGGGCCAUCGAUCCACGCUGAGACCCCCCGCAACCAGGACAGGCCCAGUCCGAGACAUGAACAGGAUGAAUGAUGAUGAGGUAGACAACGAAGCGGACCUGCUGAGCUUCAUGAAACAAAUGGAGGCAGAGCUUCGAGGGCAUGGUGCACUGGACCUCGGAUCGUCCUCCUCUGGCAAUAAGCAGAGAGCGAUCCAAGCUUCUACGUCAAAGGCUGGGAAGGAGCAUGAUGAGGAAGACGAAGUUUACGAGUUGUCCUCAGAUGAGGACAUCGACAAUGAAAUCGACGUCAACCUGGCGAAGAAUCUCUUAGAGAGUCUCAAGGCGCAGGCUGGCAAGGCGGGGCCUGGUGGCAAUCUCAUGGGCAUGAUGGGAUUGCGGAUGCCGAAGGACGAGCCGGAUGAAGACGACGACGAUAACCAGGCUGGACCCAGCGGAACACAGGGCAUGACGGGCGGGAUGCCGAGGAUUGAAGAGCUGAAGUAGAGUAACAAAACAACAUAGGCCGAAAGACUUGAAUCUACAACAAAUGGCAACCAAUUCAUAUCAAUAUCCAUCCCUCCCUUCAACGACCCCG
This is a messenger RNA of Cladophialophora immunda, 2142 nucleotides long. RefSeq lists its product as uncharacterized. Gene Ontology annotation, cellular component: nucleus. The transcript has 2 exons. Lineage: Eukaryota; Fungi; Ascomycota; Eurotiomycetes; Chaetothyriales; Herpotrichiellaceae. The record is from RefSeq and is a predicted model, not a curated record. The coding region runs from base 639 to 2051 and encodes 470 amino acids.